This is a messenger RNA of Meloidogyne enterolobii, 1260 nucleotides long. Lineage: Eukaryota; Metazoa; Nematoda; Chromadorea; Rhabditida; Meloidogynidae. The record is from the annotation of a GenBank genome assembly.
UAUUUUAAUCCCGCCCCUUUCGUGCCAGCUUUAUAUUCUUCCCUCAACUAGUCCUUUUUUACUCACUUUUUCCAGUUGUUGUUUUUCUAGUCCUUUUUCCUUCCCUAUUCCCGGUGUUCGUCCCCUUCCCUUUUUCCUCAUACUUGUUCCUAUUUUUGCGUCGGCCCAAUAUUCCCCUCAUGUUUGUAUUUUAAAUUUAGAUAAAUAAUUUCGGAUCAAGUUUAUAUUUUUAUUGGGGAAUGGGUAAGAACUGGUAACCCGCUCAUCAUACUUCCUAUCUAAAAAACAAGCGGUUCUGGUGCCUAACGAUUUCAUUUUUUAGUACAUUGGGCUCGCGGUACACUAGCCUGCUCCCCAUUUUUUACGAGCUCGGAAUUUAGAGUCCCUUUAGUUUUUCGUUCUAUUCCUUCUCUUCCUCCUUUAUCAGCCUCCUUUAUCAACUAGCUCCUAAAAAACGAGGUUCGUUAUAUGACAGUUCCAAUUUUUACAAGUCCCAGAAACCGUAUAGAAUGUCUCUUAUUUUACUUAGGUGAGGACCCUGUUGCAAUUCAACGUUUACGUGAGGCUGUUGAAAAAGCAAAAUGUGAACUGUCCGCAUCUACAUUAACUGAAAUUAUUCUUCCAAAUAUUAUUCUUGAUACUAAUGGACUAAAACAUUUUCGAAUAAAAUUGACACGUUCAAAAUUUGAGAAAUUGACUGAAAAUUUGAUACAAAAAAUUGUUCAACUUGUUCAAAAAACAUUAAAUAAUGCUGAAAUGGAAAAUCAAGCAUAUGAUAAGGACGCACAAUUAGACAAUGUGGAGAAAGAUUUACAACAAUCUACUAGUGAUAUCUCAGUUUUAGUUGUUGGAGGGAUGUCAAAAAUUCCAAAGAUUAAAAAUGGUUUUGAAGAAAUUUUUAAGAAGAAGAAAAUAUAUAAUGAUUCCCAACUUGAGGAUGGAGCAAUUUCAACUGGCGCUAUUUAUUUGGGUGUUCUUUUUGGCGAUAUAAAUUAUUUGGAUGACAGACGGGCAUCUAACAACCGAAUUUUUGCAGCGGCUUCACAAAAAAUGUUUAUUGAAGAAAGAAUUAUUGAUAGAAUGUUUGAUAGGAGACUUGCUAAGAGGGUAUUUUAUAUUUUUUUGUAUAACUUUUUUAAACUUUUUUGGAUACUAUUACAUUAUCGUCUCAUAUUGUUAUUUUUAUCUAUAGGAGUGAGCCAAAAAAACCCAAAAAAAAAGUUACCGAAAAUUUUUAGGGGCCAGAAAUUUUCUAGCUAA